AUGACGGAUACAUUUGUGAAAAAGUCCGAAAUUGUAACCGAAGAACGAAAGGUGAAUGAAAAAUUGGAAAAUGCAAAUCAAGGUCAAUCUCAGAUCGCCAAACUUUUUCCGGCGCCUAGAAAUGACUCUGCCGUAAGGAAUAGUUUGAUAUGGAUGCAAGAGCAACACACUCAAAGAAUUGUCGAAGAACAAAAUCGUGCGUUAGAAUACGCCAGUGUCCUGGAACCAGACGCCAAACCGCCUAUAAAAUUCAAGAAAGAUGACGAACAAGAAAAAGAAGAAGAUUUUCGACUAGACGAGGAGGCCGCUAUGACUGUCGCUCGAAUUCGAGAAGCAGCGGUGAAAAAGAUAAUUGAGACACGUACCAACGGGAAAAUGCCUACUGGAUAUCAAGCGGCUGCACAAGACGCUGAAAUCGUCAACUAUAUUACUGCGACCGCCGACGUUUCGAUAUUGAACAAAAUGCCGGAACCUAAGACAUUAAAGAGACACGUUGACUUUUUGAGUCCUCCUAAUACCGUAGUCCGUAGAAAUGUCGCAUGUUCUCAAAACGGACAAACUCUACGACUCCCUAUACUACAGAAUCCGAGACGUGUACCAACGAUGCUACCUGUGAAAACAAUAAUGAGACCAUCCAAUCCAUCCUCCAGUACGGUUGCAGUGAAGACACUGAGUGGUCUUAAACAACCGAAGGAAGAGCUACUCCCUACCGCACCAACUUAUAUCCCAAGUGGAACGACAAUGGAGAAAAUCUUUAUCACACGUGGACCAGAUGGGAAAAUUGUUACGACUCGAAGAGUUGUGAUAAAAAGAGUACCACCUCCUCCUCAAAUCCAAAAAGUGAUUCUUGCACCACCUCCUGGUUUAACUCAACGCCUUCAACCGGGAAAUGGAAAUCGAGAAUUGACAAAUCAACCAAUCUGUUGUGAAAUGACUCAGAAACUGGUUAAAGAAGAGCCAAUAGACGUGAAAGAAGAACCGAUGGAAGACACUGGAAGCCCUUAUAGUACAAUUCAAAGUGGCUAUACGUCAGCGAUGCAACCCAGAAUUCCGGUUCUUGAUCAAGAACCAGGGAAAACCAAAAGUAUCUACGAGCCCGCCGCGCUUCAACGAAGCACCUCACCAUCUAGAAUUUUUCUCGGCGCCCAGGAACCAAUGAAAGAUUUUCCGGAAGAGUUUCAGACAAAAAAGUUCAGUCGGUUCACACAGAAAGUUGUGAGAAAUUUCAAUCUGGCGUCGUUUGGAAAGCGUCCGGCUGUAAAUUCUACGGAUGAUAUAUCAAAUAUUAUCAAUAAAAGUGCAGUUUUGAUAGAAGACGUGGAGGAAAAAGAAGAAAAAGAAGAAGAUGAAAUCGAUAAAGAAGAAAUCCAGCGAAUGGUAGAUCUCAAAAAAGCACGAAUCCAAGAAUCCAUGCGACAAAAACAGGCAUUGGCUCAGAAACUGAUUCUCAACGAAUUCAAAAUCUGCGAGUACAUGCAGUCAGACGAAUUCAAGAAUUUCAUAAAACCACCUGAAGAUUCAUCGGCAUUUCAAAAGAUCAUUCAGACGCCCGCACCGUUGGCGGCGUUUCCAGAAUACUGUGAAUCUUUGUCGCGUUCUUCGCCAAGUCUGUUCAAAAAUUUGGCACGUAUUCAUCAUAUGCAAAACAAUGAUGUAAGCAAGUUUUUGAGCAAGGAAUUGGAUGAACGCAUUGAAAGAAAGAAAAGACUAGUGUUCGGCGGCCCGAUGCAAUUGACACAUGGCAUAUUAGGAAUGAAGAAAAAAGAUCGACUGAAAAAUCUUUCAAGUGGUAUAAUCGCAAUGUUGGAAGUUACUUGGAAUGGUGUAACCACAAAAGUGCCAGAAUUCAUCCAAUGUAGUUUGUGCGGUGACAUAAUGCGUUUGUGCAUGAGAAAAUGCAACUCUCGUGGAGUUUUAAGAGAACACCCCGCAUACAGAUGCCUACGCAAACAUUGCCAAACAUUCCAUUCCGUCAAGAAGCAAUUCAAUUUGAACAUAAAAAAUAAUAUUUCUCACUGGUACGCUAUUCCUGUACCUCCGAAGGUGUCAUCGAAAAAGAAGAAGAAGGGAUCGUAUAUGGGUCCAACCAAGUUCAUUAUCAAGGCAGUGGAAUGCACACCAAAAGUUGCAAAUGCUGAAAUUUUCAAAUCGGAAACUCCCGAAAUUGAGAUUUCAAAGGAAGAAAGUCCGGAAAAUGCUGAAAUUGCACGAGAUGAGGACGAGGACGCCGGAGAGACCAUCGGUUUUAGUUUCUUUACUGAAAACUCGAAUUUGGAUUCUGGAGAAUUUAGUGAUGAGGAAAAAGAAGACACCGAUGAAGAUUCAAGUGACAAAGAAGAUUUUUCUAGACCAGUUACAAAUUAUCGAUCUCCCGUCAACGUCUCACCAACUCAAGCACUCUCUCGCCAUCAGCCCACACUGUCAAAGACACCGCUCCAUAUCCCAUCCACAUCACAUUCUGGAACCGUCUCCAGUCUCCAACGCUAUCUCACCCAGCUGCCCACACGAUCCAGCCCGUUGCCUCUUGCCCCAUCAACGUCACUCUCCAUAACUGACUCCUAUCCUCAAAUGCUCUCUCACCCCACAGUGUCAUGA
This is a messenger RNA of Caenorhabditis remanei, 2595 nucleotides long. RefSeq lists its product as uncharacterized. Bases 1 to 2595 code for a protein of 864 amino acids. The record is from RefSeq and is a predicted model, not a curated record. Lineage: Eukaryota; Metazoa; Nematoda; Chromadorea; Rhabditida; Rhabditidae. The transcript is spliced from 8 exons.